Messenger RNA from Achroia grisella, 2130 nucleotides. It is a transcript of the gene CARPA, whose product is annotated as carbonic anhydrase-related protein 10. The transcript is spliced from 11 exons. The coding region runs from base 232 to 1242 and encodes 336 amino acids. The record is from RefSeq and is a predicted model, not a curated record. NCBI's taxonomy places the organism in Eukaryota, Metazoa, Arthropoda, Insecta, Lepidoptera, Pyralidae. Gene Ontology annotation, molecular function: zinc ion binding; carbonate dehydratase activity.
GCACGCGAGAGACAACAUCAAGGGUAAUUUUACGCGACUCGUGAAAUUACGCGGAAAACUUUACGCCGCACGUGAAAUUACACGUUAAACUUUACGCGACACGUGAAGUGUUGUGCUGUGAACAUUGCUUUCCUUUCUAUUGCAACUACAAUAACUAGUGAAUAACUGUCAGCAUAUUAAUUUGUAUCACCGUGCCAGAUGUGGUCUCUAGCGUGAGUUCGGGUCCUCACUAUGCACCAAUGUUCGAUCUUCAUAUUAACACUCCUAUGCGUCUCAGUAAAAGAUAUAUCUGGCAGCUGGGAAGAAUGGUGGACAUACGACGGAAUAUCAGGUCCUGGAUUCUGGGGUCUCAUCAACCCUCAAUGGAGCAUGUGCAACAAAGGCAGACGGCAAAGUCCAGUCAACGUCGAACCAGAAAAACUGCUAUUCGACCCUUGGUUGAGGGACAUACAGUUUGAUAAACAUAAGGUCAGCGGGGUGCUUCAAAAUACUGGACAAUCCCUGGUAUUCAGAGUGGAGAAAGAUUCGAAACAUCAAGUAAAUAUAAGUGGAGGACCACUCUCCUACAGGUACCAAUUUGAAGAAAUAUACUUCCAUUAUGGAAUGGAAGACAACAGAGGUUCAGAGCAUCAGAUAGACCACCACACGUUUCCUGGCGAGGUCCAAUUGUAUGGAUUCAAUAAGGAACUGUACCAUAAUAUGUCUGAGGCACAACACAAAUCACAAGGUGUUGUUGGCAUUUCACUCAUGAUCCAAAUUGGUGAACCAACAAAUAAAGAGUUAAGAAUAUUAACUAACGCAUUCACUAAGGUUACUUAUAGAGGCAAUUCGUACCCAAUCAAGCAUUUACCGCUGAGCUCGCUCCUACCAAACACCCAGCAGUACCUCACAUAUGAAGGGUCCACCACACACCCUGGCUGUUGGGAGACGGCCGUCUGGAUCAUCUUCAACAAGCCUAUUUAUAUUUCUAAGCAAGAGAUGUACCAAUUACGAAGAACCAUGCAGGGAUCUCAGUUAACCCCAAAAGCGCCUCUGGGGAAUAACGCGAGGCCAGUUCAGCCACUGCACCAUCGCACUGUAAGAACGAACAUCAACUUCAACAAGCAAGGAAUUCAGGUUUCCAGCAAUUGUCCUGAUAUGUAUCGGAACAUGCAUUAUACAGCACGUUAUUCUCGAAAAGCACGCACGAAAAAAAGUAUUGCAUGCAAACGAAAGACUCCACAGAAAUGCCACAAGAAAUAGGUACAACACAGCACGUUCCUCACUUCAGCGAGCUUAGUGUUGUAGUGUUUGAGCUUAGUCUUUGUACCGUAGUUAUAUACAACUGUUACCUACAGGAUAAUAUUUUAAAGAAUGCAGAGAGUAGCGUACUUUAUUAAUUUAUUUUAAAAAUGUAUAUUGUAUUGUUUGAGCUUGGUUUAUGAUCUGUAAUUGUAUAGAGCUGCUAUGUAGAUAAUAUUUUAAACAAUACAGAUGGUUGAAUUUUUGCUUUAUUUAAAAAAGAAAGAUUUCUGUAUUAUAAUGUUUGUGCUUGGUUUACGAUUAUAAUUAUAUAGGGCUGCUACCUAGAUAAUAUUUUAAACAAAGUAGACAGACAGCAGACCUAAGGCUUUCUUCUCGGCCAAAUUUUUGUUGAAACGAGUCAAAUUUCAACCUCAUUUAUACUUAAAAGUUUCAGUUUGAGACUUAAUUAUAAAUCUUUAUUUAGUUUUCUAACGCUGUUUAAUAUAAAAAAUAUUAUAUUCCAAGUAGAUAUCAGCCCUUAUGUAACUCCUAAAUUUAAUGUUAUGUGUAUCGCUUUUCAAUUACAGCACAGCUUUAAAUCCGUAAUUUAAACAAGUAGAUAUGCAUUUAUACAUUUUUAUGUUAUAACAUUUUUGUGAGAGUAACAGUAAAGAUGUUUCACUUCAUGUUAUAAAUAUUUUCUUCUAUUACAAUAUACAAACAAAUACAGGUGACCAAAUCAACUCUACUGCAGUAUCGAACGCGAGUUAGUUGCAUCACUGAGUCUGACAAUCCCACUUAUAGCAAUUUACUGGAUUUUUUAAAUUUCAAAUAUAAUUUGUACCUUUACAACUCUAUUCUCAAAUGGAGGCAUUGUCAAGUGUCAAUAUCGAGGUGAACAUGGCA